Nannochloropsis gaditana CCMP526 is the source of this 1550-nucleotide messenger RNA. RefSeq lists its product as uncharacterized. Bases 763 to 1197 code for a protein of 144 amino acids. The transcript has 2 exons. The record is from RefSeq and is a predicted model, not a curated record.
CAGGACGCGUGUCACGACGGAAUACAACAAAAGGGAGGCCGCGAUGCGUCGGUCCCCCAACGGUACGGCCCACGCAUCGAAGGAGAAUAAUUGAUCUGAAAACAGCUACCAACAUCUCAGGAUGAGAAAAGUGGAAGCAUAUGGCUUUGCGGGGUGGAUUGGCACAUUUGUGGUUUCUGGGCUCUUUCUCAUGUGGGUUUACAUUCCGGAGGCCUGGCUUCAUGCAAUGGGCGUCACCUAUUACCCGCACAAGGAGUGGGCCCUCUCAUUACCAGCUUUCCUGUGCGUCUCGUACGCGCUCUCCAGCAUUGUGUACGUGGCAUUGAAUCUAAUGAGUACGCCGCCGCUGCAUUCAUACGAGACGAUCACAGACCGAUGGGCUCGAAGGCCGCAGACAUGCCUCAAUAGUGAGGUGCCAGGGCGAAGUGAUUCACCUUCAGUGCCGUAUUUCGCCGAUUUGGACAUUGGGGUUGUGAAUCAGUAUAUGUACACAGACGAGUGUUGCGAAGUGACCAACGCGGACAAUUGAAAAGGCGAAAUUUGGCCAGAUGUUGGUGGUGUGUGAAUGCAGAUGUACGGGUACAGCCCAUCUGGCGAUAUUCACGAAUAUGCGCAGAUAUGAAUGAGGUCCCUGGACCAAGCAUCUGACGGAGAUCAAGAAAGAAUUUCUGUGCAUCGAACGUACCUUUGAACGCAAAAAACGAGACGCACGAUUGCCGUCGCCCGAUUUCACUUCACCAUCGAAGUACUGUCCGAACAACAAUGCACCAGAAAUGUACAUCCACACUUCCAAACCCGUUUACCUCUUCCUUCUCCGUUUUUUCUUCCUGCGCAAGCCUUUCACCAGUCGCGCGCCUUUCUCUCCUCCGAUUGUCAAGUCACCUCCUCUCAGCUCCCCAAGACGUCCACGACUCCCCUUGUCGCCGUCCUUCCUUAACCACGCCCGCAGAUCCAUUGCCCAUUGCCUCAUUUGGAGGGCCUUUGUCUUCCCCCCCUUCCGCGACCUUCGCGCUUUCUUACAUGCCUAACCCUCUUUGCCCCAUCCUUUACCAAUGGUGCUAUGUCUGCCAUCUAGAGUUUUCGCUUUUCUUACGCUCGCGAAAUGGACAGCAGUCACAGCGCCACAUUCCCCCGGCGCCCCCGCGUCAUUUACAUACAAAGAUAAUUUCGAGCACACGCUCAUUUAAAUGUUUGUGAGUCUUCCCUCAGCAGUCACGUCACACCGCCGCCACCCUCUCAACCCUCCGUUCCUUACCCCGUCCUCGCUGUCUGGGCUCUUUGUCCUUCUCUUCCACGCCCUACCCCACGAUCCGCGCCAAAAUCCUUCCCGUCGCUCUCCCGCGAUACAUCCUACUUGGCCAGGUGGGCGAAGUCCGAUGGGAGGUCCUGCGGGUGGAAGUACUCGAGGAGGGCCGCUUCGUCCUUGAGCACGUGCACCUUGUGCUUAGUCCGCUCGUCGAUGAAGGGGUAAAUGACCGUCCAAAACACCCGGAAGACCCAGUUGCUGUUGACGAUGAGGAGGGUCUGCAAGCACUCUGGAUAGUACUCCU